This is a messenger RNA of Aplysia californica (California sea hare), 1715 nucleotides long. RefSeq names its product thioredoxin-like protein 1. NCBI's taxonomy places the organism in Eukaryota, Metazoa, Mollusca, Gastropoda, Aplysiida, Aplysiidae. Bases 225 to 1088 code for a protein of 287 amino acids. The transcript is spliced from 12 exons. The record is from RefSeq and is a predicted model, not a curated record.
CGGAAGUGCUGUCUCAUGCAUGGAGUGUCCAUUGAACACAGUACACACAUCAAGUCCAAGCGUUAGUUGCUUGUGUUGUGACAACACACGUCCCUGUUUUAGGUCUUAUGUCUUUACGUUUCUGAUUUUUUCCUGUUGAUGACCAUCCGUGAAAACAAGCCCUUUACUUAAGAAUAUCAGAUUGCCACGAGAAGCCCUAGGUCUUGUUAGAAGCAGAAGUUAUAAUGGCCAACGUACACCACGUAAGUAAUGACGCAGACUUUGCCAGUGAGCUGGCGAAUGCCGGGACCAAGUUGGUGGUAGCGGACUACUUUGCCACCUGGUGCGGUCCAUGCCGUGCGAUAGCGCCCGCGUUUGCAGACAUGAGCACGCGCUACCCCAAGGCCGUGUUUCUCAAGGUCGACGUGGAUCAGUGUCAGGAAACCGCACAGAGGGAAGGUGUCUCUGCCAUGCCGACCUUCAUUUUCUACCGGAACAAGGUCAAGGUUGACCUGAUGAGGGGCGCUGAUGCCUCUAUGCUGGAAGAGAAGAUCAAGAAAUGGUACUCAGAAGGGGAGGGGGAGGACGGGGACUCGCCUGUCAAAGGUCAUAUGGAGUUGACCUCUCUCAUCAACAAAGCGGAGAGCGAGUGUCUCAACGAGGCCGACGACCACACGCUAGAGCACGCCCUGGACCCAAAGGGAGGCUAUCUCGAGUCGGAUUGCGAUGAACAACUGAUGAUCAAUCUAGGCUUCAGCCAAGCUGUCAAGCUCCAUUCCUUGCAGAUGCAUUGCUCAAAAGAAAACGGCCCAAAGAACGUGAAGCUAUUCAUCAACCAGCCACACACACUGGACUUUGACUCAGCUGACUCGAUGGCGCCUUUACAGAUGUUGGAGUUGACCCCCGCUGACCUCCAGGAGGGAGCACUGGUUCCUCUCAAGUACGUCAAGCUGCAGAAUGUCUUGAGCCUCACGCUGUUUGUGAAGGACAACCAGACGGGUGCAGAGACGACGCAGAUCGACCACCUCAGCGUGAUUGGUUCACCGACCAGUACCACAAACAUGGCCGAAUUCAAGCGGGUGGCGGGCAAGAAAGGAGAGAGCCACUGAGGGGAACCGGGACUAGGAGUGUGUGUACCGUUGUGUGUCCGAUUGUGUGUACCGUUGUGUGUCUGAUUGUGUGUACUCUUGUACAGUGUGACUUUGAUCGCGUGUGUAUGUGCGAGAGUGCUUAUGUGCAUGUGUAUGUACAUGCACGUGUGUGUGUAGGCAUCCAGAUUUUUUUUUCCCGUGGGUGGCAGUCAGCUGUGAUGGGACCUUGCUGCGCGCUGCCCCGUGGAGAAAAGAGAAGAGAGAACAGAUUUAGAAAUGUGGCCAGUUUUCCACGUGGGUCGUACAGCUUUGAUUUCCUUCCCAUCAUACAUUUUCUUCUCUACAGUUCCACUUGGAGAACAUUUCCGGCGAAAGUUGGGGAUUGUCUUUUUCUUUUCUGUUUUUAGUUUCUGAUUGCCUGGGCGUUGAUUUUGUGUUGGAUGUAACUCUCGAAACAUGUGAGGGGGUGGUUGGAGGGUGUUUCUGGUAGGUUCAGCUUCUUUUCUUUCCCUCUGUUGUCUCUGUCUAUCUGUUUUGCUUUCUACGCCGACACUAAAUGAUUGUUACCUUGGCGAUAUGCUUCUCUUUUCUCUAACAAAUUCUUUUGGCUUAAGCUUCAGAAUCUUCGAUAAGAUCAUCAAAAAA